UAAAAAAUUCGAAAAAAGAGGUGGCAUCUUUUCCAAAAUAUCCAUAGGCUCUCUCUCUCUCUCCACUUUCUGUUGUUGUUUGUGGAGAGAGAGAGAGAGAGAGAGAGGGCACAAGUAGUACAGAGAGCAUCGUCGUCGGCAAUGAACUCCAGCACAGGGACGUCGGCGGGGGGAGGAGGAGGAAAGUGAAGAUCAUGGCCGUCAACGACAUCGGUGUUGGCUUAUAUGUCCGACCUCAACCUCAACCUCAACCUCAACCCUCCUUCCUAUUGCUUCGCCGGCCCCAAAGGCGACAGUCUCUAUCACUGGGUCGCCACCCUCAUUGGUCCUUCUGGAACACCUUAUGAAGAUGGCAUCUUUUUUCUUGACAUAACAUUUCCGAGUGAAUAUCCUUUCAAACCUCCAGAGGCGAACAAUUUGCGGGAGAUGUAUGUAGUGCCAAAUUCAAUGCCUCAAUGGUAUUCUGCUCAACCAACAUUCCAGUCACUACUUCAAGGUUCAAGUGGAUAUGACAUUGCGUUUCGAUAUUCUCAAGAAUCAAAUAGUCCAAUGUGUAUUUAGGCUAUGGACAAGCAAAAACAGAAGCAAACUGAUGCUAAAAUUGGGCUGGAAAGUGAAGUCAUAGCAGCUGAAAUUGUGAAGCAAACUGCUACUGGAAAGUAAUGUUGCCGGUAUGAAGCAAACUGCUGGAAAGCAAACUGUGGAGCAAUGUGUGUUCAAAUGUUAAUGGCUUGUAUGUGUGUUCAAAGCAAACUGUGAGGCAAUGUGUGAAGCAAACUGCUUGUAUGUGUUGAAAUGGACCAAUGUGUUAAUUUUUUGAUGGACCAAUGUGUUAAUUUAGAUAGACCAAUGUGUUAAUUUAGAUGGACCAAUGUGAGCAAACUUCAGUUGAUGUUAAUUUACUGUUGAUGGUAAUUUACACAGCUUUUUCAUUUGUUUGAAAAA
Camellia sinensis is the source of this 945-nucleotide messenger RNA. The record is from RefSeq and is a predicted model, not a curated record. Lineage: Eukaryota; Viridiplantae; Streptophyta; Magnoliopsida; Ericales; Theaceae.